AUGGAGCGGAGACUUGGACGGUGGCAGGCACGUCGACUGAAUCACUUCCACCUCAGUUGUCUUCGACGCAUCCUGAGGCUGAACUGGCAGGAUCGAAUCCCCGACACGGAAGUGCUGGAACGGACGGGAAUCCUGAGCAUCUACUCCAUGUUGAGACAAAUGCAGCUGCGCUGGAGUGGCCACCUGGUGCGCAUGGACGACGAGCGACGACCCAAACGACUCUUCUACGGAGACGUCGCGACGGGUUCUCGUCGUCAAGGAGGCCAGAUUCGCCGUAACAAGGAUACCCUGAAGUCCUCCAUGAAGCGCCUGCAAAUCUACCCGACCAACUGGGAAGAUCUCGCCCGCGAUCGUCCGACAUGGAGGAGAACAUUGAAGACGGGCGCUGCUAUCUAUGAAGCCAACCGAAUCGCCGCCGCCAAAGCGAAACGCGAAGCCCGCAAAUCUUAACUUCGCCCAGUCCGCAACGCCGCCGCACAACCGAUCCCAACGUGUCCUCGAUGUCAACGGACAUUCCGGGCACGAAUCGGACUUGUUGGACAUCUCCGAACCAACUGCACCUUUCGAACUGCUCCAGCCAUCGUCCCCCAGCCCGUCGUUCCCUCGUCCUCUCUUCCGCCAACUAACUCUGACACUCCUUCUGCACCACCACUUCCAUCCUCCUCCUUCUCCUCCACUGCCCCAGCGGCGGCCGUUCAGGCUGCCGUCUCACACAUCGCCAACCACGACACAACAACCGCAACCACCCCCACCCCUCCCGAUUACAGUGAUGAGGAUCAGGACUACACCUGCCCUCACUGUGACCGCACCUUCACCUCACACAUCGGCCUGGUCGGUCACUUGCGAAUCCAUCGCACAGAGACUGGCGAACCAGUGCCUGGAGCACCAACCUACACCCACCGCACUCGCCUCCACUGCCCACAAUGCCCUCGCACCUUCACUCAUCGCAUGGGUCUAUUCGGCCACAUGCGCAUCCACGAGAGCGGAAUUGACCGCAGCCUUGACACACCCACCCCGCCAAGCCCCACUCCCAAUCCACCACCUUGUGCACCCACUAACCACUCCCCAGCCGAUAUCGACGCCACCGACCUUACCACCCUCCACUCCUCCCCUUCCUCCACAUGUUCCUCCAUCACUGCCACAACGACGGCCGCUUCGGCGUCUGUCGCCCACGACUUCACCACAGCCGAACCUUACACAACAACCGGCACAACCCCUGCAACCUCCAUCAUCAGACGUGAGGGCCAGGACUACAUUUGCCCUCACUGUGAUCGCACUUUCACUUCACGCAUCGGCCUGGUCGGUCACUUGCGAAUCCUUGAAUGA
This is a messenger RNA of Spirometra erinaceieuropaei, 1326 nucleotides long. The record is from the annotation of a GenBank genome assembly. Lineage: Eukaryota; Metazoa; Platyhelminthes; Cestoda; Diphyllobothriidea; Diphyllobothriidae.